AUGGCACAGUUCCACCUGGCCGAGUGCUAUCACAACGGACUCGGGGUCGACCGAGACCAUACCAAAGCUGUCGAGCUGUACCGCAGUCUUGCAGAUCGUGGUAUGGCCCAAGCCCAAAUUGCCCUCGGUGGAUGCUAUGAGGCAGGCGAAGGUGUCGAUCAAGACUUCGACACAGCCAUCGAGUGGUAUUCCAAGGCCUCAAACCAAGGCAGCGACGAUGACUGGCUGUGUAAGCAUCUCAUGGCCGCAUGCCUGUACUAUGGAUUCGGAACCACGAAGAACCAGACCAAGGCAGCUGGCAUCUUUGAACAGCUUGCCAAGGACGGCCACAGUGACAGCCAGUUUUGGAUCGGAGAGUGCUACCUUCACGGCGAGGGAGUAUCGAAGGACAAAGAAAGGGCAUUCGAGUGGUUCAGCAAGUCGGCCGACCAAGGCAACUCAUAUGGACAGUGGAUGGUCGGUGAGUGCUACUACUGGGGACACGAAGUCACCGAGGACCUCACCAAGGCAGCCGAGUUGUUCUGCAAAUCGGCCGAACAGGGUAAUCGGAACGGACAAGAGCGGCUCGGCCUCUGCUACCUCUACGGCCGUGGCGUCCCCAGUAAUUUUGACACGGCCAUUAUUUGGUACCGCAAGUCCGCCGACCAGGAUGACUGGAAUGCCAUCAUCAGACUCAAGAGCCUCGGCAAGUGGCCGUGA
Molecule: messenger RNA, 699 nt
Organism: Polychytrium aggregatum
Lineage: Eukaryota; Fungi; Chytridiomycota; Chytridiomycetes; Polychytriales
Exons: 2
Coding region: 1-699 (232 amino acids)
Molecular function (GO): protein binding
Source: RefSeq, a predicted model, not a curated record